CACACACACACACACACACACACACACACCCUUCCUGUGACACGCACACACACACCUCCCUCCUCACUAACUCUCAGUGUGCCGAGCUGCUCCUGACAGGAGGUGGUGUGGAAAGUUUGACGCAUGCUUGGAAAUGGGAUUCUGAUCAAGCGUGAGGAUCCAACGCAAAGCCAUGCUUACUGUCGCUUCUUCAUCCAAGCAUACCGGAGUCAUGUGCCAUGGAAACCGCAACGGGACCAGUUGGGAUCACCCUAAGGAUAUGCACGUGAAAGUGGACUGACCUAGGCCAGUCAUGGAGGCUGAGUGGAACUGCAGCUCCCGCUGUGAUUCCGAGCUGUGUCUCAGCCACUCAAGGAUCCACAGGCAGGAGAGCAUGGAGGUGUUGCAGAGACUGUGCAGUCUCAGUCGGGUAAUCAUUAUUCUUGCUCGUCACUACAGCAAGAAAAACAAAAUAACUAAUAGCAGCGGCUUCCUGUUUGCCGUCGAUCCACGACCGCACCCUCAAAUGGAAGCGUCGACAGCUGUACUACACGCCCGGGUGUGGACCCUCUGUCUCGGCAGCACGAUGGUGUUUGGACCUAUUUUAGGGAAAACAUGGCGCCUGUACAGAGUGUUCACCCAGAGAGUGCCCGACAAGAGAGUGAUCAUCAGAGACAUUCAGCUAAUGGCCAUGGUGGCUCUCUUGAUCCUGGUGGACCUGCUGGUCCUGUCUGCCUGGAACCUCUCAGACCCCAUUCGCUGUUCUAGAUCACUCGGUGCAGUCGUUAAGAUGGUGGAUCAGAACAUCUCCUAUUCUUUGUCUCAGAUUAAUUCCUGCUCUUCUGCUUACUGGGAUCUGUGGGUUAUAAUUAUAGUUGUUAAAAAGGUAGGUUUUCUCCCCAUUCUCGACAAAUAUAACCAUUCGAGAUUGGCCAUACCGGUAUCCAUCUUCAUGCCGGCUUGGCCCAACGUGGUCUACAGCAUCGUGGCUGGUGCCAUUUUCAUCUGCACGCUCGCCACCAACUGCAUGCUCUUCGUGCCCCAGCUGACCGAGUGGAGGCAUUUUGAGGAGGACCACCCCAACCCGAGUCAGAUGGCCAAGUACUUCAGCAGCCCCAGUAAAAGCCAGCCUACAGUCUACAGCCAGGAAGAUAUCUACUUCCUCCUCGGGGAGAACAACUCCAUGAAAAAGCUUCUCAGCGAGAAGAACGCUGUGAUUGACAGCUUGCAAGAGCAGGUGAGCAACGCCAAAGACAAACUUCUGCGUCUGGUGUCAGCCAGCCAAACGUCCGAGGAGCAGGAGGCGGACAACUUCCAGUCCUCCUCCACUCAGACCACGGAACUUCAGUCCUGUCGACUUUCAGCUUCUCUACCUCAUGGCGAUGUCAAGUCCAGACUCUCACCGCCGCCAUCUGUUUCCCCUCGUCUCGUCGCUGUUCCCUCGUCAUCUAGUUGUCCGGGAUCUUACGAUCAUUCCCCUUUGCCAUCUUCUGUAACACCCACCGCUGCCCCAUCUCCUCUUUCCGGUGGAUUGGAUGCAGACCCGUGCGAGUCCAGAGCAGAGGACCCACUCCAAUCUUCGGGCUUUCAUAGGACAGCAGAGGAGAAGGCGAAAUUUGUCACGUUCCCACAAUCCCCCAGACUUUUGAACCCUUUUGAGGUAGAAACGUUGACCAGUGGACCAACAUCGCCCUUGGGACCAAACACCAGACCAGCUGGUUUCGUUAGUAGCGAGAAGUUGCAGGAGAUCCUCCAAGAACUGAGUGUGGACACGGUCUUGGCAAGUGUUCUAAAAUCUGCGAGGGUGCCUUCUCAUAGCAGAUUUACAGAGGAUUCCUCACUUUCACCCAUCUCUAUGCGGACACCGCGUUCCCCUAACUCUCCUGUAGUCUUUCGCUACCCCAGCAUCUCACCCUACGCUAUGCGGAAACGUCGACCGCCUUUCCAUUCGCCGAGACGUGGUUUGACGCCACCUUGCCUUCACGCAGAGAGGCGGAUAAAGGACGGCUGUCAGAAUCGAAAGAAGCAUCCGGAGGGAAUCACAAUAAAUGGGGGAGUUUCGGUGGAUGGUUCCAUCCUCCAGGUUCCCAACUGCGAUUUUAACUUGAAAGAUGAAGAAGUGGGAAGUAUGGCAUCAAGGUCUCACGAAUGUUCUCCGGAGCUCGUCGAUACAUCUGACAUGGAGAUGGGUUGCGACAGCCAGGAGCUCAGCAAGGAGCUCGCCCGCAGAAACAGCGGGGACCCCCACGGGUACUGGGAUUCAGACUCAAGCAGCUCCACGGAGUACUGUUUCUACCACAGACCCUAUUGCGACUCUUGCUUGCAGCGAGGCUCGCUGCUGUCCUCGGACUCCUCAGACAGCGAGUACGAAGGUUACCAACUCUGCCGCUCUGCACAUCCGGUGGUGUUCAAGGAAGACCUCAAACCAACAUUUGUAUAAAUACCAUUUGUGUAACGUUUUCACUGAAUACACAAGAUUGAAUAAAAAAAAUUCCAUA
This is a messenger RNA of Hippocampus comes (tiger tail seahorse), 2477 nucleotides long. RefSeq names its product G protein-coupled receptor 156 (gene gpr156). The coding region runs from base 293 to 2419 and encodes 708 amino acids. Gene Ontology annotation, biological process: G protein-coupled receptor signaling pathway; gamma-aminobutyric acid signaling pathway. Gene Ontology annotation, cellular component: G protein-coupled receptor heterodimeric complex; membrane. The transcript is spliced from 10 exons. Gene Ontology annotation, molecular function: G protein-coupled GABA receptor activity. The record is from RefSeq and is a predicted model, not a curated record. Lineage: Eukaryota; Metazoa; Chordata; Actinopteri; Syngnathiformes; Syngnathidae.